CUUUGGAGGCAGCUAACCAACCAACCACCCCCUCAUUAACAAAGCACCCAACCAUCCAACCUUGAGAAGGUGAGAGCUCAGCUGGGAGAAGAGAAGAGAACACAGGAGAAGAGCAGGAAAGGGAGAUCAUCAUCAGGCUCUGAAGAAACGGAGAAAAAAGUAACUAACCGGUGGUUGCUGCCUGACGCCGGCGGCCAUGGCCACCGUCGGGCCGCCUGGCGCCUUUCGGAGGAUCACCGUGCACUACAGCAGCACCGCCGGGGACGAUGCCAACCACGAUGACUUCCUCGAGUAUGUGAUCGGUGAUGUUCUUCAACACCAGGAGGGCCUGCACCAAUCCUUCGGCACAGGGGCCCCUGGUGCAUCCUGGAGCAUGCAUUGCUGCCAUGGGGAGAGCAGCCGUGGCACAGCAGCAGAAACCUCAGGAACUUCAGAUGAACAGAUCGCAGCUGACCUCAAAUACGCCAGGAUGCUGCAGGAGAUGGAAGAUCUGGAUGUGGACACGCCUCCCAACGACGACGAACAAGACGAUAUAAGCUGUGUGCCUUCCCCAUCUGACACCGAUGAUGACGAUGACCGCGGCGACGAAGAGGAGACUGCUAGGCAGGAUGAUGAUGAUGACAACGACGACACCAACGACGAUGUUGAUCCAGACAACAUGACAUAUGAGGAAAGGCAGGAACUGGUGGAAUCAGUGGGAAAUGAGAGCAGAGGUUUAUCUGAUGAGCUCCUGUCAUACUUGGUGCCAUGGAAGUACAGGUCAGGAUCAGGGUUCUUCUCAAGGAAGACAAACCAUGAUGACACUUGUACUGUGUGCCUGUCUGCUUUCAGAAACCGGGAGAACAUCAUAACCCUGCCCUGCAAACAUAAUUACCACGCAAGUUGCAUUAGCAACUGGCUCAAGAUCAACAGGACCUGCCCAGUUUGCAAGUAUGAAGUGUUUGGGCCCUCCUAGCAUGUCAUCAGCAGCCAAUCGAAGCUCACAAGGCGGCGACGCGUCAUCGCGGCGCUCGCUUGCUACGCCUACUCAUUCAGUACAAAAGAAAGAAAAGAUAAAAAAAACAGAAUUUUAGUUUGAUUUCACUGUCAAAAGGAAGGAAAAGGCACACAAAAAACAGAUUUUUUUUAGUUUAAGUUCAAAAGCAGAUAUUUAGUUGGAUUUCACUGUCAAAAGGAAAGAAAAGGAAAAAAUAUAGAUUUUUAGUUUUAGUUUACUGUCCCAAAGGGUGUCUACCCCACUGUAAUUUUUGGCAUGUGCAAGUGUCCUGAUGGUUCAGAAACUUAUAUUU
Messenger RNA from Triticum dicoccoides, 1289 nucleotides. Its product is annotated as E3 ubiquitin ligase BIG BROTHER-related-like. NCBI's taxonomy places the organism in Eukaryota, Viridiplantae, Streptophyta, Magnoliopsida, Poales, Poaceae. The coding region runs from base 197 to 955 and encodes 252 amino acids. The record is from RefSeq and is a predicted model, not a curated record. Gene Ontology annotation, biological process: protein ubiquitination; negative regulation of organ growth. Gene Ontology annotation, molecular function: ubiquitin conjugating enzyme binding; ubiquitin-protein transferase activity. The transcript is spliced from 8 exons.